AUGCCUGGUUAUGUUGGCUUCCAAAUUGCUCUCGAAUUGUCACAACUAUUGCCCAUUAAGGCACUAGCCCAGAGAGCAGGGGAUCAUGUGCUCACCCUUGCCCGUGAUCUUCGUAAAUCUGGCUCUGACAUCGUCGUCGAGCAAGACCUUGUGGAAGUUUUCGGGCGAGGUAAAAUCUCGUCUAGCUUGGAAAUCGCAUUCAAAAAUGAUGUCAAGAUUGGCAACUUCAUACCUUUGACAAGAAAUGGAGAAGUUGAGCUCCACUCCGGACCAGGACCCACAGUUGCCUUCGCUUUCAAGAAUGCUCAGUAUCUCAGUACUGUCAUACAGUUGUCCCUACUCAGCUGGACACACAAACGAGAAGAACUCGGCUCUAUGAUUGCUGUUAUCAUGCGUAAACGGUUCGAAGUUGGGAUCAAGGAUGCGGCUCCAAAUCCUGGCGUCGAUGGCAUAAUUGGUUGUCUCCAGGCGUGUUGCGCUCAAACAUCAGCUUUUAACUGGAGCAUCUAUUCCAAACUGGUUCAGGAAAAGCUCCGAGAGGCCAUACCGACUUUCCAAUAUCACAAUGACUACAUUCGCAUAACACCAGCCUUAAUGCUUGGUGCAGUUGACAUGCUGUACUUGACACAGAGUUUGCCAGAUGACAGAAGAGUAGUCGUGUCCAAUGAAAUGGGCUCGAUUACGCUCAUUGUAUGGGCUCAUUUUGUCCUUGGUCUGACUGUCUGCGUCACCGGUAGGGUUCGAGAACCCAUUUUUUUUGGUCACCACGAGGUACCAGAAGUGACCAUAGAAUGGACGAGCUGCAAUAAAGAUGAAGCGGGAAGCUUGAUCUACCCCCAUGAGACCGAAGAUGAUGAACCGGAAAUACGGUUGCUCGACUCUCAGCUCAAUGUGCUCCUAAGCUGCGUACCUGAAAAGGAUAAUCUCGAACCCAUAAUGGCCGAGGAUAGGCACAUACUCCUUGGAUAUGGCACCGAGUAUCUCUACCGAGUUCUAAACACCAGAAUUUUGGUAGAUGAGAUUGAUCCCAUAUACGAGGAGAUGGUGAAACUUGUAACAGGCCUCGCCAUUGUGGUUACAAAGAGAUCUGGCCGUCCAUUACAUGAAGAUGUUAUCAAGGCACACGGCUUGGACGCGGGGUUUGGGCUUGAAGCUUGGAGAGCGCUCAAGGCGUCCCAGGUCAUCUUCCAUGGGAUCAAAUGUGAUACCAAAGGAGUCAGUUCCUACGCUGAAUAUUGGUCAGAAAAUAUAUUACACCCGAUGAAUCUUCCAACCACUUUCAAGCCAUUCCUCGCAAAAGUUCGGAAAGGCGCGCUACAGUCAACCCCAGGAGAGAGGCUAGUCGACACGGUUUCCCAUCUGACCCAAAUUGUUACAAUCUUUGCGCAUGUGGCGGACAUUGGAUCGUGCCAUGACUUGCCACUCCGCAUGGCGUAUUGGCCAUUCUGGAUGAAAGACGCCACCGUCAAUAUUCAGAACAACAAUAAGUCUUUAUACUUCUUGGACGAUGACGAAGCUUACCACGCGGUAGCUACGCUUCUUUCUGAUGAGGUGGCGGACGCGCAUGAGGACAGACCACGCACAAAAAAUAAUGCUGGAGGCUAUUUCUCGUUCCUGUGGAGCGAUUUUGGAUGGAGCGUCAUGUUGAGUACCAUAGGGGAUCAGGACCCAGCCGAAAUUCGUCCAGAACUAGUUCAGGUCAAAAAAGGAACACCUACGAAUAUAAAAACGCAGGAAAGAAAGCCCCUUAUUAAAGAUGGACGCGGAUAUGCGUUGAGAUCGUUAUAUCCCGAUAGCUUUCCGCUUAUUUGUUGUCCGAAACUUAUCCCACGCUGUGCUGCAAAAAUUUCGUCUCGCAUAGAAUUCUGGAGCAGCCGAAGACAAGAGUUUGAAUUAAUAAUACUCCUUUGUGUCUAA
This is a messenger RNA of Penicillium longicatenatum, 1917 nucleotides long. RefSeq lists its product as uncharacterized. The transcript has a single exon. Bases 1 to 1917 code for a protein of 638 amino acids. The record is from RefSeq and is a predicted model, not a curated record. Lineage: Eukaryota; Fungi; Ascomycota; Eurotiomycetes; Eurotiales; Aspergillaceae.